UAUGUUGUUAUAUCUCCUGAGGGGAACUGGGCCAUUGUGGUCCCUUUACAGUACCCAUGGGAGCCCACCAGCUUUAUAAAGCACAACUACUCCAGGGCAGCUGGCCUCAGAUCCAUAGUCCAGGUAAAAGUGGGCCUGUCUUGGCAUGAGCAUGGAAGUUAGCCAUGGGUUGAGAGGAAAAUAAGCCGAGACUCUUACAAGACGCCUCAUAAGACUCCAGGAACACACAUUCAGUGGGGUUAUGAACUCAGGACUUGUAUCCGGGCUGGGAUGGUUUUAGUUUUUGUUUAGUUUAUAUUUUAAGUCUGAUAACGAUUCUUGUGUAUUUUCUAAAUACAUAGACAAACAGGUUUUGGAGGUUUACCUACGUGUUUAAGGACACUUAUAUUAGGUAGGUAAAUUACAUUUUAAAAAAUGGUCUUUGUAAAAGAUCUUCCCAGAGAAUUUUCACACCCAGCAGGCAGAAGAAAGUAUUCUGUUUACAGUGUUUAAGAUGUGAUUCUCCUAUAUCAUAAAGGCCCCAAUAAUCCCUUUCUUAAGCUCCAAAUUUUGUUCUCAAUAGUUAGUGUAUUCCAAAUUUAGUGUCCAGUGUUCUAAAAUUCAGGGCUAGAAAACAUCUUUCAAAGUGUGCUUAUUCCUAACAUGUUUUAAACUACUUAGUUCAACUUCACCUAAAGACUGGGAUACAGCAGGGAAGGAAGAAACAAAAUAAAUAAUCCUAAUUUAAAUCUUAAAUUAACUAAGAGAAUGCCUGUUAGUUCUAACAGUGUAGAUUAGGUACCAUAGUUAAGCUUAAGGGUCCGGGUGACUGAAUGGCACAAAACCUGGAGUCUUAUAUCUAGUUCUUCAUAGUAAAAAAACAACAACAACAACAUUCUACUUAAACAUGAAAAUGUCACAGAUCACUAAUAACAUUGACUACAAUGAGGUGUGUUUUAAGUCAGUGACAAAAAAAACUCUACCAGAAGAAACAUAUGGUAAGGAUUUUGCUGGGUGCAGAAAGGAUACAAAAUUCCUAACUUAGCUGUUUUAUAGGGAGAAUAUAAAUUUACAAAACAAAGCUGUUUUACCAGACAUCCGUAAAGCAUCCAAAAAAAAAGAGUCAGGGUUUCAGAAUCAGACCUGAUCAAACCCAGUUCUAGAGGGUACAGCGCUUGCCUAGCAAUGGAUUCUGGGAAGUUUAUUCCUUAUCCAGAAAGACUAGGUAGGGGGUCAUCCCAGACAGAAUCUCUCCAAAGUGCUGGGAAUCCCACAUCAUAGAGCCAGCCCACAUCAGGGGAACACUGUCCUGGGUUCAGAUUUACCUGAGGGGGGCUUCCUUAGCCACCCAAGAUGAGGUAGACUUGGCAAGGUUUCUAGAAAUGUUGAUAAUUUUUCUGUUUAUUCUUGGUUAUUAAAUACCCUAUGCAUUUGUUUGAGGGACAACAAAAUGCCCUAUGUAUUUUUUUUUUUUGAGAGGCUGUGGGGCUAGAGAGAUGGCUCAGUGGUUAAGAGCACUAGCUGCUCUUUCAAAUGGACCAGGGUUCAAUUUCCAGCACCCACAUGGCAGCUCACAACUGUCUAUAAGUCCAGUUCCAGUAAAUAGGACAGCCUCGCAGAUACAUGGACAUAAAUAAAAAUAACAAAAUUUUUAAAUGGAUAGGCUGAGGAGACUACGUCCUAACCAUUAGCGAUCCUUGAAGAGACAAAACAUACUAAAGUGAAGUGAGUUCAGAUCUUGGGCAAAGGUUAAUCUGCUGAACCUGCUGUGAGACCUUGAUCAGUGCAGUGGUGUCACCUUCACCAGCCGGUUCCCACAACCCACCAAAACUGACUGUGCACCUGCUGUCCAGGUGUGCGUGCAGUCCAGCCAAUGACUUCAAAUCAGCUGUGGAGGGAGUUUUUGCACCAUGCAAAUUGGCAAAUUCUACACAGAAGACUUGACCAAAUCCAACAUGGCAAGCAUUAAAUCCUGUGGGAUCCAUUCAAGUAAACUCUUUCUUGAAACCUAUUUUCUCCAUUGUUGGUAUUUUGUGUGGCUGACAAAAUGGCCCUGGUUGGUAAUGAGACAAACCUUUACGAUCCAUAAAAAAUCACUUUGAUCUUCCAGGACCAGCCAAAAUAUCAUCGCCAUUAACCCAUGUUUGUACUGUUCUGGUCCCCCCUCCCUGGGCUUUUGAGACAGGGUUUCUUAUGUAGUCCUGGCUGUCCUGGACUCAUGCUGUAAAACAGGCUGGCCUCAAACACACAGAGAGCUGCCUGCCUCUCCCUCCCAUGCCCAGCUGUUUUGGUUUCUAGAACCUUUUUUAUUUUAAGAAGUUUAAAACCAGAACUUUUUGUUGAAAGCUGGAAGUUUUUCUGGGUCUAAUAGUACACACCUGUAAUCCUAGCUCUUGGGAAGCUGUAAAAAGAAGAUCAUGAGUUCAAACCUGCAGUAUAUAGCAAAAUCCUGUCUUAAGAAUAGAAGAAAGAGGGGAAGGAAAGAAGGGAGAGGAAAAGAAAUAACAACAACAAAAAUACAAUGCAUAACCUUGCAUUCUGUUAAACUUCUUGCUUGUGCAAACCUCCCCCUGCAGGCACUGAGAGAGAUACCAGGAGGUGGUUUUUGCUUUUAAAAAGCUCCUUGGUAUAAAUGCUCAAGGCUACACUUGGGUCUCCAAAUACCUUAGGGCAGUACCAACCAGCUGGAGUAAAGACUUUCAGUUGGCUAUAAACUGUGUCUGUGUGGUCAUCUCUGGUGGGCUUCCUGUAACACAUGCAUCUAGCACCUCAAUCUCAGCACUCUGCUGCUUUCAUCCUCUCCCUGGAGGGAUACACAGGGUCCCUUGCUAGGCAUCUCUCAGCCAUCUUCUGCACUCCCACCCCACACCAACUCCUAUCACUAGCCAAGAACCAGCGAGAAGAUGCCUCCCUGUGUAAACUCUUACCCAGCACAUAAGAGGAAGGUGUCUAAGGCUGUGAUCAUAUCAGAACUUUCAAAAUCAUGCUGCAGAGCCCAUGCCAAAAACGCUUCAUCAACAUUCUUCCACUGAGGGAGAUGGGUGCAAGUUCUCAGAGGCGGGAUUCAAGAGGAACAGUGAGACAGACAUUUGGGAGCAUGGAGUUUUUUAGAAGCGUUAUUUGCCAUGGACAGAAGCAGACUGGUAGGAGCUCUGAGGACUCUGCUCAGAAGGCGGAAGCGAGGAUUCCUCCCUGGGUCUCUGAAGGAAGGAGAGGUGUUCACAACAUGGAGCAGUCAGGGUCUCUGACUUCCCAGCAGGCAUCAGGGAAGGGGGAGGAGGAGCAGGAUUUGUGGGCAUCCACGGCCUUUUGAUGUGCUGGAGCCUGCAGAUUUCCCCAGGUGAGAAAUCUGGGCACCUGGGAGUCUAUGAGCUAGCGAGCCACAGACGGUGCUCUCAGUCAGGUACCUGUCAGUGUCUGUAGGUAGGGAAAGGGCUGCUGCAGAGCAUGUGGCUUGUGCAGCAAUCUGAUCUUGACUCUAAGGAGAUCUCUCUGGAUGUUUUCUUGACUUCUGUCCCAGAAACCUAGGAUGGCUUUCUGGGAUUCUGUGUUCCCCACACUACUUGUCUGUGCAUGGACCAAUUCUCCUACCCAUUCAUUCUCAAGCAGCAUCUACCCUUCCCCCAACACUGGGCAGGGCCCUGGGACCAGCCAAAGGCCCCGAGCACCUAUAGGUGUUGUAGCAGCCCAGCCCAGUCUUGCACAGUCAUCCCACCUUCAGGGGAGCUCCCUGCUACAAGAAAGCUUUUUUUAAGAGCGCCUGGUGGGAGGUGACUUUAUCACAGUCCAAGUGAGGCUGCCUGGUGCUCACUCGUCCUCCGGAGUCAGGCACUUUUAUCCAAGCAAAGCACUCAAUCCUGGCACUCAACCAUGAUGAAGACAGGCCUCCAGCGGGUGGCAAGACUUGUUCACAACAAUGCUCUCCCCAGAAACCUUCAAAUCCUGCCGGGACUCCAACAGGCCUCAGCGUGUGGAUCCUCAACAGAUUCCCUGGUUGCAAGAUUCUGCCCAAAGAAGUCAGAUUUGAAGGAUUAUGCCCUUCCCAAUGCCACCUGGUGUCCAGAUAUGCUGAGCCUCUACCAGGAAUUUCUGGAGAAAUCCAAGUCAGGCAGCUGGAUUAAACUACCCUCCUUCAAAUCCAACAGAGAGCAUAUCCAAGGGCUUAAGCUCCCGUCGGGGCUGGUAGCUGCCUCAGACAAGCAGGACUGGCGUAUCUUCACCCGAUGCAUCCAACUGGAAGGACAAGGCUUUGAAUAUGUCAUCUUUUUCCACCCAUUUGAGAAGAAGUCAGUCUGUCUUUUCCAGCCAGGCCCCUACCUGGAGGGGCCACCAGGGUUUGCCCAUGGAGGAUCGCUGGUAGCCAUGAUGGAUGAGACAUUUUCUAAAACCGCCUAUCUGGCUGGAGAAGGAUUAUUCACACUAAGUCUUAACAUCAGGUUCAAAAACUUGAUCCCCGUGGGCUCUCUGGCUGUCCUGGACAUUCAAGUAGAAAAGAUUGAGGACCAGAAGCUUUACAUGUCCUGCAUCGCCCAGAGCAGAGACAAACAGACAGUCUAUGCCAAAUCCUCUGGUGUUUUUCUUCAGCUGCAGCUGGAAGAAGAGUCAUCCCAGGAGCAAUGACCAGCAGAGUCGACCAUGGUGACUUAGCCUCCCCAGGACCACCACACAACAGAAAAGAGUCCCCAGGAAUCAGGUGGCAGAUGAGGGAGAAGGCAUUUGUACCACCCCAUAAUCAGCCCAAGAACCUUCUGUAAUUGGAAUCAAAAUUGUCCAUGGGUCAGAGAUGACUCAGCAAAGAACACUAGCUGUUCUUUGAUGCCCAGUAUCAACAUGGUGGUUCACAACCAUCUGUCACCCUGUUCCAGGGGAUUCAAUGCACUCUUCUGGCCUCCAUGGAUUAGCAGACAUGCAUGCAGUGCCUUACAUGCAAACCAAACACCCACACACAUAGAAUAAAUUAACUUUUAAACUCU
Molecule: messenger RNA, 4952 nt
Organism: Meriones unguiculatus (Mongolian gerbil)
Lineage: Eukaryota; Metazoa; Chordata; Mammalia; Rodentia; Muridae
Gene: Them5
Product: thioesterase superfamily member 5
Exons: 6
Coding region: 3850-4599 (249 amino acids)
Biological process (GO): cardiolipin acyl-chain remodeling; long-chain fatty-acyl-CoA metabolic process
Cellular component (GO): mitochondrial matrix
Source: RefSeq, a predicted model, not a curated record